CUUCCGUCCCUCCGCUGCAGUUGUAGACACAGCUACAAACCACCCCUGUAAGGGAUUGAACAAGUCGAGAAUCGUUGGUAUACUCUGUCGGAGUAAAAGUCCGACGAGCAUGUACACAUCCAAUGAAGGGGAGACAUGGGUAUAGUGGGUAACAACACCUAGCGCCAGAAGGCUGCAAAAUAAUGUUGACAUUGCAAUAUAUAUUGAAUGCGUAUGCGCGUUGUUUUUGGGCUGGCUGGGUGUGUGUAGCGUGCUUGAUCUGUUUUACAUCUUCCGAGUCGGUGAGUUUGAAUCCCCUGCUUGUUAUGAAUCGGUUCCUGACUUACAUUGCAAAGCAACAGAAGAGGGUGAAAAGAGAUGAAUGGAGCAAAGUUAAGGAAAUAUCCUUUUCUAUACGCUCCAAAUACAGAAAACUUGUACAUCUUUGGCCUCUCUUUUUCUGGUCUGGGCCACAGACCAGAUCCCAGUGGUUGUUCCUGGACGUCGGAUCCAAUUGCGAGGCCCCGUCUUAGGCCUUGGGCUGCAACCACGCUUUGGCAUACGCACUUACCCCCGCAUCACUCACACUAAACCACCUCCACAAACGCAUCCCCGAGACGCACAC
This is a messenger RNA of Gamsiella multidivaricata, 604 nucleotides long. RefSeq lists its product as uncharacterized. Bases 183 to 512 code for a protein of 109 amino acids. The record is from RefSeq and is a predicted model, not a curated record. The transcript has a single exon. Lineage: Eukaryota; Fungi; Mortierellomycota; Mortierellomycetes; Mortierellales; Mortierellaceae.